GACGGCUCCCGCGGCAGGCGGUGAGGCCGGCCCGGCUCAGUGCUGCACAGCGCCCCCGGCGCCCGGCUCCGGCAGCCCCUGAGCCCCCGCCCCGCGCCCGCCAUGCCCGAGCAGCUCAGCGUCGCCGAGUUCCUGGCCCUCACCGCGGAGGACCUCAGCUCCCCGACCGGGGCCGCAGCUUUCGCCGCCAAGAUGCCCCGGUGCCGGGGGGCGGCGCUGGCGCGGGAGGAGAUCCUGGAAGGAGACCAAGCCAUCCUGCAGAGAAUAAAGAAGACUGUGCGGGCGAUCCACAGCUCUGGUCUUGGCCAUGUGGAGAACGAGGAGCAGUACCGAGAGGCUGUGGAGUCCUUAGGCAACAGCCACCUGUCCCAGAACAGCCAUGAGCUGUCCACAGGCUUCCUGAACUUGGCUGUGUUCACCCGUGAGGUGGCUGCACUCUUCAAGAACCUGGUUCAGAAUCUGAACAACAUUGUCUCUUUCCCCCUGGACAGUCUGAUGAAGGGGCAGCUGAGGGACGGGCGACAGGAUUCCAAAAAACAGCUGGAGAAGGCAUGGAAGGACUAUGAAGCCAAAAUGGCCAGGCUGGAGAAGGAGCGGGAUCGGGCCAGGGUGCCAGGAGGGAGCCCUGGGGAGGUGACCCAGGACACACAGAGAGAGCGGCGUGUCUUCCAGCUACACAUGUGUGAGUACCUGCUCAAAGCUGGGGAGAACCAGAUGAAGCAAGGUCCUGACUUCCUUCAGAGCCUCAUCAAGUUCUUCCAUGCCCAGCACAACUUUUUCCAAGAUGGCUGGAAGGCUGCUCAGAGCCUGUCCCCCUUCAUCGAGAAGCUGGCAGCCUCAGUACAUGCACUGCGUCAAGCCCAGGAGGAGGAGCUACAGAAGCUAACCCAGCUCCGGGACUCCCUCCGAGUGACUCUGCAGCUUGACAGCAGAGAGGAGCACUUGAGCAGGAAGAACUCAGGAGGUGGCUACAGCAUCCACCAGCACCAAGGCAACAAGCAGUUUGGGACUGAGAAGGUGGGCUUUCUGUACAAGAAAAGUGAUGGAAUUCGAAGAGUCUGGCAGAAAAGGAAGUGUGGGGUCAAGUACGGCUGCCUGACCAUCUCACACAGCAUGAUAAACCGGCCCCCAGUCAAGCUGACGCUACUGACGUGCCAAGUGAGGCCAAACCCUGAGGAGAAAAAGUGCUUCGACCUGGUGACCCACAACCGGACGUACCAUUUCCAGGCAGAGGAUGAACAUGAAUGUGAGGCGUGGGUGUCAGUGCUACAGAACAGCAAGGAUGAAGCCUUGAGCAGCGCCUUCCUCGGGGAGCCCAGAGGCAGCCUAGGGUCCUGGGGGGGCGCCGGGCUGGACGGGGAGCCCCAGGACCUCACGAAGCUGCUCAUUGCCGAGGUGAAGAGCAGGCCUGGGAACGGCCAGUGCUGCGAUUGUGGAGCUGCAGACCCCACGUGGCUCAGCACCAAUCUGGGCGUGCUCACCUGCAUCCAGUGCUCUGGUGUCCACCGUGAGCUGGGCGUGCGCUUCUCACGCAUGCAGUCCCUCACCUUAGACCUGCUGGGCCCCUCCGAGUUGUUGCUGGCCUUAAACAUCGGAAACACGUGCUUCAAUGAGGUGAUGGAGGCCCAGCUACCCUCACAUGGCGGCCCUAAACCCUCAGCUGAGAGUGACAUGAGCACCCGCAGGGACUACAUUGUGGCCAAGUAUGUGGAACACAGGUUUGCCCGCCAGUCCACAUCUGAUCCUCAGAGACUCAGGACAGCCAUUUGCAACAGGGACUUCCUGUCGGUACUGGAGGCCUUUGCUAGUGGGCAGGACUUCGGACAGCCUCUGCCAGGGCCUGAUGGGCAGGCACCUGGAGAGCUUGCCUUGCACUUGGCUGUCAAAGUUGCCAACCAGACCUCCCUGCCCCUGGUGGAUUUCAUCAUCCAGAAUGGGGGUCACCUGGAUGCCAGGGCUGCAGAUGGGAACACUGCUUUGCACUAUGCCACCCUCUACAACCAACCUGACUGCCUCAAGCUGCUACUGAAGGGGAGAGCUUUGGUUGGCACAGUGAACGAGGCAGGAGAGACAGCUCUGGACAUAGCCAAGAAGAAGCAGCACAAGGAGUGUGAGGAGCUGCUGGAGCAGGCCCAAGCUGGGACCCUUGCCUUCCCUCUGCACGUGGACUACCCCUGGGGAAUUUCCAUGGAGCCUGGUUCUGACAGUGAGGAGGAUGAGGAAGAGAAGCGCUGCCCUCUGAAGCCCCCAGCCCAGGCCCGCUGGGCCGGUGGGAGGCUGGACAUCAGCAACAAGACCUAUGAGACUAUCGCCUGCCUGGGACCAGCCACCCCUCAGAGCCAGAAUGAGGACUGUCCCCCACCUUUGCCAGUGAAAAACUCUUUUCGGACCGUGGUCCAUGGGCGUGCGGGACAUGCCAGUGGAGAUUGUUCUGAAGUCCCCAGCCUGAGUUUGGAGCCCCUUGAGGCUUCUGAAAGCCUGAGCAGUCCAGCCUCCUACUCCUCCAGCCUCACAAGUCCUGUGGAACCCGGGAGUCCCAGCCAAGCCCUGCCAAAUUCUGAGGAGGGCCUUCGGGAACCCCCAGGCACUUCCCGACCCAGCCUGACAUCUGAGACCACCCCUGCAGAGUUCUAUCCCCCUGUUAGGUUCAGCUCCGAGAGCACUCGCUCCUAUCGGCGGGGGGGCCGGAGCCUAGAAGACGGUCUCUCAGCCAGGCAGCCUGUGCCCAGAAGGAACAUGCCGGUUGGCUUCACUGAAGGAGAUGGCUCAAGGGCUGGGGUUCUCCCAGCAAGUUCAGUGCAACUUUUGCAAGACUAGCUCCUUGCUGACCCCUGCGUGCCCCAUGCUGGACCCCAGUGUUCAGAGCUGAGACCUGAGCCCAGAAGACUGGGGAGCUGAGGCGUUCAUUCUCUUGGGUCUUGCUCUCUCUGUCCCUUGUGCCUCUGUGGCUGGCCUUCCUGCCAUGGGCCAUGCUCCCACCAAGGACAAUGGGCCCUUCCAUAUUAGGGCUGACGGCAGUUCUUUCUCCUCUAUCUAAUCACCUCCCAUGGGCAAGGAAGCCCUGUGGCUGGAGCUGAGCAUUCCUGAGCUAGCUGCAGCUGCAGAACUCUCAGUCCCUCAUCAGACCAGGACUGUGUUUCUCCCAUCAGUCUGGAGGCUCUACAUGGGUCACCAGCCUUCCAUCAUCAUUCUCCACAUCCAAAUCAGGGACUCUGCCAGACUAGGGACUGUCUUCUCAGCCAUUUAUUAGUCCAGUAUUCUUUUAUUGAAUUCCAACUCUAUGUCCAGACCUAUUAGACAUUGUGGAUGCCACAUAAGACAAGGACCCUGCAGCUGUGGUCCCUUGCUGGAAAGCUGAUGGCAAGGGUUGGGCUUGGGAGUGAGCUGGGCCAUAUUCCAGGGGAUAGUUCUGGGCUCAGGGGCAGGAGCAACAAUCAGCUGUUUAUACCUGUAUGACCACUGAAGUUGUCUACAGCCCAUAUCCAUUCUGGUCAGUCAGUAUCCAUGCUGUACUGACUAUUAAAUAAAUAUUAUGAAUGUCACUCCUUUUGAGGGACAGCACAGCCUUCCCUGGGAUCUCUCCUAAUUUCCCCAGCCAGGAAGUAGAGGAGGACUCACACACAUGUUUGCCUAAUCUUCUGAUUUAGCAGGAAGGAAAGGAAUAGUCUGGGAUGAUUGAUCCCCACUUCUCUCCUCCUUUUCUUGGUUAACUCAGGAGGCUUCCAGCCUCAGGGGAGUGAAGGGCAAAAAGGAGAAAGGAGAGUGAUAGGAAUGGGAGGACAGAGACUUCAAGGUUCUCCUUCCCAGGCUCGAAAUUGCACCAUUGCUCAGCCUGAUUAGAACGCAGAUACACCUAAGCCAUCAUCAGCCACUAACAUCUCGAUUUUGUGGUCGCUGGGUCCUGGGCCCUGGUAGGGAUGGGGAGACCAGAGAGUGCCAAAGACCAGUGCAACGGUCUGGCCUGGGCGGCUGGGCUGUUUACCUGGAGACCCGACUGGUCUUUGGUCCUACAGGAACACGGUUGGCUUUUGAGCCUCCAGUGUCGGUUUUGUUCAUCUCAGACUUGUUAUUUCACUCAUCUCUAAUAAAGGAUUUUUGGGGUAAA
Messenger RNA from Cynocephalus volans (Philippine flying lemur), 4105 nucleotides. RefSeq names its product ArfGAP with SH3 domain, ankyrin repeat and PH domain 3 (gene ASAP3). The transcript is spliced from 25 exons. Lineage: Eukaryota; Metazoa; Chordata; Mammalia; Dermoptera; Cynocephalidae. Gene Ontology annotation, biological process: positive regulation of GTPase activity; cell migration; regulation of stress fiber assembly. Gene Ontology annotation, molecular function: GTPase activator activity; protein binding. The coding region runs from base 103 to 2817 and encodes 904 amino acids. The record is from RefSeq and is a predicted model, not a curated record. Gene Ontology annotation, cellular component: intracellular membrane-bounded organelle; focal adhesion; cytoplasm.